This is a messenger RNA of Trichoderma atroviride IMI 206040, 1005 nucleotides long. NCBI's taxonomy places the organism in Eukaryota, Fungi, Ascomycota, Sordariomycetes, Hypocreales, Hypocreaceae. The record is from RefSeq and is a predicted model, not a curated record.
AACCUCUCGUCGUCCACCUCCUCUUCCCCUACCACGACUAACACCAACACCAACUUGACAAGCUCUGCCUCUACUGCUUCUACUGCACAGCCCGAUGCAGAGGCGCCCCUAUCCAUCUUUGGAAUCACUCGCCGCCACUGCAGAGAAGAGCUCUAUGUCAGUCCAAUCCGAUGGACCGGCCGCCAUGCCGAGCUUCUGCAUUUCUCCUUUAACGGGCCAUAUCCCGAACCAGCGCCUCCCGUUUGUGCAGGCAUCACAGAGGCAGAAUACUCCGAGGAGCGUUCUGGCACUCGGCAUCUGAAAGACUUUUUCGACUUUUACUAUAAGCCCGUCAUGCGUGAGCAGGGCAUUUGGUUGCUCAUCACGACUGAUGCGUGCCCCCUAGUCAUCUAUGAACAACCUCUCACACUCUCACUGGGCACAUCCGUUGUCAAGAAUCUCCACUGCAUGGCAUUCUACCUCAAGGAGUCAAUCAUAGGACGCAAAGUGCACAAGCUUCCCGUUGCCGCUCUUGUUGACCAAGGCCGCAUCACUGAGCUGCGAAAAGAGUAUCUGGGUCUAUCUCGAUGCAAGAAAUGGAGCUACUGGAACCGCCCCAUGUGCUGUCUCUACCAGAAGAAGUGGAAGAAGAUUACGCCACCAAAUCCGUUGCACGACCCAUUCAUUACAGCUCUCCUCAUUGGGCUGGCACAGAAGAAGCGAAAAUACUUGCAAGAGAUUGGGUCUCCCGAAGAAGCCAGAACGGGGAAACUCUAUGUAUUUGUUCAUACAUAUAAUUCAAGGGGCCCGUGCAAAGAAAAGCGUGAAGAAGCAUACUGUGGCUGGCUGUACCUAUACCAGGCCGAUAUCCCAUCUACGCUUCUUGACAUGUUUGAACAGCCCAAGGUUGCACCACCAGAGACGCCAUAUAUUGACAUCCGCAUCACCAAAGUCACCUACUACCCGCUGGCUACCCUCCGAGCCCGGCUACUGGAGCUGAUACUGCCAGGAACCGCAGCGGCAACG